Molecule: messenger RNA, 31982 nt
Organism: Cinara cedri
Lineage: Eukaryota; Metazoa; Arthropoda; Insecta; Hemiptera; Aphididae
Source: the annotation of a GenBank genome assembly
CUCAGCCGCCGCCGCGCUCUCGUCUGGCCGCACAAGGAACCGACAACAACGCUCGCGCACACACAUGCACGCGCACGCUCACUCACUCGAUCACCGUUCCGAACGCGGGGCGCCACUGCCACGAUCCCAUAGGUACACCUAGCCAACGGCUGAUAGGACGUGCCGCCGUCGAUCGACCGACCGACCGCGCGCUCAUCCGUCGUCCAGUUCGGCAGCCCUCGCGCUUGUCGUUCACGGUCGUCUUCGUCCAAUUCCUCGACGUCGUGACACAGCCCGGGCCGCUAUGCCGUUGCCACUGCCGCGUCCAAGACAGUCCUGUACGAUCGUACAGUAUUGAAAUGUCAAUACCGUCGUCAUACACGGUGUCCACCUUUUCCCAAAAGGAUUGUCGCGCACAUUACUAUUGCUGCACACUCGUUCCUCCUUUCACGGUGAGUGUUUUGUCGGUGUUGUGUUAUACGCAUCCACUAGCUGUGCCUUUGUUUACGACUAAUAGAUGUGCACUUUUGUAGGUGUUUGCAAUUUAUAGACAAUUAACACUGGGUAUUCCGUUAGGUCCCCGAAUCCCGAUAUAGAUGCCCCGCGAUCAUAAACAUUGUCUUUAUUUAGUACCACGUUACUGUUUUGUUUGUCUUUCGGUUUGUAAACAUGGUUUCGGGUAUCUACCUACAUUCAAUUUGGGUGAAUGUAUUAGGACAUGAGUACCUAGUUGAUGAAAGUCAUUUACUUUGUGUGAGUCAGUUCAAAUACGUCAUGUAUUGAUGGUUUCAUACUUUUAUUUUUGCAAAUGACUUAAAUGACAAUCAAAAACUUGGUGAAAAACCUAUGGUUAUUGUAUUUCAGAUUCGUGUUAGAAUUUUAUAAUUGUUUAGCUAUUUUAUUAGUUGCGAGGUUAGUAUCGGUGAGAAGCCAACCAACCAGAAAUCUAGUAGGUAAUUUCAAUGGCAAAUUAAUUAUUACAUACCUACUCAACAUAUUUAUUGCCUAUUCGAUUUGUAAAUUAGGAUAUAUAUUGUACAAUAAAUGCAUAGGUACAAUGGAAAAACAAACUUUUGAAUCUUACCCUAAGUAUCAUCAUAGUAACAUUAGGUAAUAUUUUCGUUUUUUUAACAAGGAGUAUUAAUGCACCUUGACUUUUACCAUCUAGAACCCCUAGUGGAAAAUCUAACUUAUUUGUGCUAACAUGAAGACUUAAAAAUUUGACUAGGUAUGAGGUAAGUAGGUUAUAAGCAUAUAUUACCUAGUAGGUAGUUUACCUAGGUUUGACAUUUGUUAAUUAAAAUGUAUAGUUUGGUAGUUAUAGGUAAAGUUUUGUAUUUUCAUAGAAGAAAAGGACAUUUUCAUGUUUCACAUUUAAGUCAUAUUAUAUAUAUCUUAGUUCCUUAGCCCAAUACUUAAUUGUUAGAUAAAUGAAACUUAUAAAUAAUUUCACUAUAUGCCCACCUAUCUACACACAGAUCAGAAUUGUUAAAAUUUCAUAAAAAAAACUAUUGAUGUGAGUUAAUCCAUUUGUUUAAGUAAGAAGGUGUGAUUAUUAUAUUAUUUCUUUUUCCUGUCUAGUUAAAAACAAUCUCGAAUUCUAUUCUUAUUAACUGUAUGAUUAAUUAAUAUUAAUAUCGACUAUAAAUGUUUUUAUUUAGCUAUAUGGCUAUGUAUUAUUUGGAGUGUACCUAAAUUAUUUGAUGAGAUUAAGUUUAUGAAACAAUUAUUUUUCUACUAGGUAUUAUAAUACCUAAUGACGCAGACUGUUUUUAGCAUUAUCUGUGAGCUUAAGCCCAAUCUACACUUCCUGAAUGUACCUUACAUUCAAUAGUUUAAAUCAUAAAUCAAUAUAAUACUUGGAUUUGAGCCUCAGGUACUAGGUAGAUUGUUCUACUUGCUUUAUUAACGUUUGAUUUAGGUACAUUAUUAUUAUUAGAACUUGGGAUUGAUGAAAUAAUGCCUUAAUCAAAAUACUUAGGUAUUAUUAAUCAUAGUUCUGAUUUUCAAAAUGUGUGCCUACAAUUAUUCAUAUUGACCAAUUUAGUAUUAUGUAUGCAUUUUAGUUGCCUUUAUUUUAAUAUUUUAAUAUUUACAGCCAUAACAUAUAUCUAGGUUGCUUGUAUAUUAAAAUUAACUAUCGACAUUUAUGAUACACUAUACAUAUUAUUGAUAUGAUUCUAUUUUAAAUAAAUUUACAAUGGUAGUUUUCAAAACUAAUUACUUAAACAUGUAUGUAUAAUGAUCACUUGUGCAACUAGACGGAUGACAAAGUUAGAUAGGGUAUUUUGUUGAUAAAUAAGUAAAAAUGCUAUUUGUCAUGUUUAAUGUAAAAUAAAUUAUAAUAUUUGAUCUAGUAUCGGUUCUCGUUAUUUUACAUUUUUGUUUUAUUUUUACAUAGCUAUGUUUGUACCUACCUUAAAAAAAUUAAAUAAAAGCACAUUAAAAUCCAAACUCUAUUUUUAUUAAUGUAUAAUCAUGUUUUAUCUACUGUAUAAUAUUUUAAUUUCUGAUUUGACUUUAAAAAGCCCAAGGACUUAAUAAAUAAAUAAAUAAAAAGUUUAUUCUUUCAGUGACUUAAUUAAACUAUCUUGAGUGUUAAAUAAUCACCCUUAUGAGUUUACUCAAAUUAAAUAAGCACCUAGGUAGUAAUAAUUUGUAUUGGCUAAUUCAAAAUCUUUUUAAAAGAAAGUGAAUUAUUUAUACUAUUCUUGUACUUGAUACUUUUAUUUUUAAAGUUAUUUGUUUGAUAUUGUGCCUAUCUGUGUUAGAAAUUAACUAAUAAUGUUAAUUUUAUUGUAAAAAAAUAAAAUAGUUCUUUUUUCAAAACUAAAUAUAGCUCAUUACAAUACUUAUGAUAAUAAUAAUUUUAGUAGAUACAUAGAUUUACAAUAUUUUAUUGUCUUCCUUAUUUAUAGGUUUAGUUAUAAAUAAAUUAUCAAAAUACAUAAUUAAUAAUUUUUAUUGGUCUUAAAACUAAUUUAAUUAUAGUUUUUUGAUAACUUUGAUUUGUGUAGGUGUAAUAAUUUUGUUUUAUAAUUCAUUUCAUUAUUGAAAUUAGGUAUAAGUAUCUUAUUUGUAAUUUCGGUUUCUAUUUUUGUAGUUGUAUAAUUAUUUAUUUAAAUAAACUUAUUUUCUAGAGAUAAGAAUUGGUUAUCUUUAAUUUUGAGUCCAAUAGUAUUAACUAGUAAUUAAGAACAACUUAAUAAGUGGAUAUUAUAUUGAUUCUGAUCAAUUAUUAUCAGUGGGUAGAUAGGUAGGUACUGCAAGUACAUAAUAAUAUGGACCUUAAACUUUUUAUUAUAUUUUAACAUACCUAGUAUAUUUAUUGAUGUCAAGUAAAUAUUAAUAUGUAUCUAGUGUAAAAUACAUUUCUGUUUUAAACUUUAAAACUGUAUAGACAGUUAAAUGUUAAGAAAAUAGAUGGUUGAAAAAAUAUUGUUUUUGAAAUUAAUUGAUUACAUAAUGCAGUUUUGAGUAAAUUAAAUCAUAAUACUGCAAGUAUUUAAUAUUAUGGACUAUUGACUUUAUUAUAUUUUAACAAAGUAAGUUUAUUGAUACAAAGUAAAUAUUAAUAGGUAUCAAGUAUAAGAAUACAUUUUUGUUUUAAAAAACAAACCACAUAAUGAUAAUAAAUUCCUUAUACAUUUUUAAAUAAAUAACUUAAAUAAAUGUUUCUAUAAUAUGUUUAUAAUGAUUAUUUUUUUCAGAUGGUGUAAGAUGUUGUCUUAUUGACAAUAAGAUACUCAACAAAAAUUUAAUGCCAUGGCUAUGUUAAUUACAUGAACUGUAAAAUUUGUAUUUGUGUAUAACACCAGUUAUCUAAAUUAUUAAAAAUGGAAAAUAGAAGGUCAUGGAAGGGCCAGCUAUCACUAAAGGAGUCUGAACACCGUCGAUACUCAGAUUCAGAAGAACACAAGAGUAAAAAAUCAGUAUCCAGUAAUUCAGGUAAUUUUGUUUUAACGUACAAAUUAAAUUCUUCAGUUUACUUUUAAUAAUAAUAAUAAUUAUAUUUACGGAAAUUAAUUUCCGAUUUCAAAAUAAUAAAUUGAUAGUGUAAGUGACAGUUUUAUUAGAACAUGAUGAAAGAAAUAAUUUAUUAAUACUAAAUAAUAAAAUUAAGUUGAACAUUUAAAUUAUCAUGCAAAAUAAACUAUUUGUAGUAAUAUAUAUUAAAAAGUUAAAAUUUUUAUCAUGAUUAUUGAUUUAGUGGACAUACAUACAGUGGACAUAAAAUAAAUUAUUAAAUGUAAAAUUUGAUUUACUUUCCACUAUUCAUUUUAUUUUAUUCAGAGAAUUAGACACAAUUAUAAAUGAUUUAGUUGAAGGUACAUUUUUUUUUUUUUAUAUAGAUAUGAAUAAUUUAUUGUUAAAUGAAGAAAUAUUAUUUGAUAAUCAAUAAAAGAAAAAAAAUAAACUGAGCAUUAAUCUAAAUUUUAAAUAUUACCGUUAAAUUAAUUUUAGCUGUUUUAAUAAACUGACAAAUUAAAAACAAAAUAUAUGCACAUAAUCAUUCUAAUGCUUCAUUUAAAAAACAAAAAAAUAUAGGUACUAAUAAGUUCAUAAAUUAUUUUUGAAAUAUGUUUAUUGCUCUGUAAGUAAAUUAAAAUUAGUAAUUAUUCAAAAUAUCACUAAAAAUUAUAUAAAACUAUAUGACAUUGUGCUUUAAGUCACAUAACUUUUUCAUUCAAAUAUAAAGUUCAUCAAACAUUCUUUUUAGCCAUUGGCAUUAGCUUUUAUAGCAUAUUAUUAUUAUUUCAUAAUACAAUUUUGAAUUUAUUCAAUGAAUUAGUUUAUUAGGUAUAAGUUAUUAACCAAAUUGCCACCAUAUCCAUGGGAUUCAUAAUUAGAUGUAGUUAAUUUCAUACUUUAUAUUUAUAAUGUUAAAUUUAUGAAAAUAAAAAAUUAAUAAGGGCAACUAAAAUAAGAUAAGAAAAGAAAGAAAAUAUUACAAUGAUUGUAAUCAUAUACAAAUUAUUAUGAACAAAGGUAAAUAUUAGAGUAGGGUAAUUUAGAAUUUGUUUAGGGCUGUUUUGAUCAAAGGGCAGCACAGUAUGUAUCAGGGAUGCAAGAUAUUUGUAGGAGGGAAUAAUGAUUUAAACUUUUUUUUACAUUGUUUACAACUAGAAAGAGAGGAUGAAUCUCAAUUAGUAUAUUUUUAAGGAUAUAUUGUGUUUAUAUUCACAAGGCACUAAGAAUCAAACAUUUCUUUUCAAACCUUCCAAAAGUCUAAGUAUAUUAAUGGAAUAUUAUACACUUAAAUAAAAAAAUAAACAAUAGCAUAAAUGUUUGUAUUAAGUAAUUUAUAAUAGAAUUUUAUUUUUUUGAAUAUAUUCAUUAAAUUUGUAGUAACACUUACAAUAAGUUGUAAAUUUAAGUAAUUAAUUAUUGAUAUUUAAAGUUAUUGUUCCUUUUAUCAUAAUAAAAAGUUUUCUUCAACUAAUGAAAUAUGAUUAUUUAAUUAUUAACAUUUGUUUUAAAAUCUGAAUAAUUCGAAUAUUUUAUUUAAAAUAUCUGCUAUCUAUAACUAGACUAUAGGGAAAUUAAAUUAUAUUAUUAUUAUAUAUCAAUAAAUUCAUUCAUUAACAGAUUCUAUAUUUGGUAUAAACCUAGUAUACAGUAUAAUAUAUAUAUUUUGUACAAAAUUGUUUUAUUAUUUUACAAAAAUAGUGAGACUUUAAUACAUUUUAUAUUAUUACCUACUAUUUUUGUAUCAUACAAUUUUACUGACCUUGUAUGUGAACACUAUUAAAUUUUAUUAUGAUUAUGUAGGAACCCAUUUUUUUUUUAAAUUCAUAGUCAUCGUGUAUACUUAGUUUUAUGCCCUAUAUUACAUAGUAUCUUGAGUAAUGAGUUUAAAGAUUUUGUAGUUUAUGGAAUGUAGCCAAUUUUAUGUUCCUCACUUAGAAGUUUUAUAGAACUACAUAGGUACGAGGUAGUUUUGACUUGAUAUUAUAAAUAAAUGUUAAAAGUAGGCAUUUUUAUUCAAAGCCAUAAUUACAUUCCAUUAAAAAAUUAUAAUUUAAUAUUGAAUAACUCAAAAAAAUAUAAUUUUUUCUAAAUGUAAUUUUAAACUAAAUUAAAGAUACAAUAUUGAAAGUUGGUACUUACAUAUAAUAUCCAACAACAUAUCAGGAGAGUAGUAGUUUGAAUUGUUAAUCUAGAAUUUUUAAAUGACCUUGAUCUAAAAACUAUUUUAACAUUACAAAAAUGAUUUUUAAGUGUAUUAUCACAUAUUUUUGUCUUUCAAAUAAAUUUUAAAAUUAAUUAAUUAUGUUAAAAUAAAUUUGUAUUUUUAAGGAUAUAUUUUUUUUUAUCAAGUACCUUUGUUUCUUUAGUUGAUUUUCUUAUGUAUAUUAUAUUUUUAAUUUAGUUUUACCAAUACAAACAGAAAUUGAAAGUGUUAAAUGUAAUAAAUUAGGAAAAUUUUAAGCUACUAUCAUAUUAACUAAAGGAAAUUUACAGUUUUUUUAUUUUUUGUUUAUUUAUAUGAAUAAUAACAAUUUUUAUAUUUUAAAAAUUACUAUAUCAAGAAUACUGAGUUGUAUACAAUUGAAUUAACCAUUAAAACAUACAUAUUACAUCUAUAAAUGAGGCACACCAAAUGGCUGCAGAGGCGAAAUAUUUAUUUUUUUUUUUUAAUUUGCAAUUAAAUCACAUUUCUGCUUCACAUUGUAAUUUCGAAAUAUAUUUGACAAUAUUUGGUAAUUUAUCAAAAUAUCUAAUACAAGGUUUAAAUAAAGGACAUCAAAAUGAUUCUCCUAAUUAUGUUUAUUAUAACCUAACCUAAUUUAAAUUGAAUUAUUUAAUAAAUAAAACAUUCUGAACAUUAAUUAAUAAUUUUAUUAUGAAUAAUUCUACUUUCUUGUUUUCUUUAUCAAACUGAACUUUAAUUAAAUUCAUUGGCGUCAGAAAUAUUUAUGAUUAAAAUAUAGUUUGUUGACUUCUAAUAUUAAAUUAUAUAGUGAACCAUUAUUUAUUGUUAUCAGUAAUUAACCUUGUUCAAUCUAUUUCAUAUUACCUAUAUCCUAGUCUUGUUAUUUAUUGCAAUGCAUAUUAUUGAUAAGGUUUUUAUAUUUUAAGAAAUUGAUUAUUUGUGGAAGGAUAAUACUUACUGUUAAAUAAUAAAAUAAUUCCUAUUGUAAUAUUUCCAUAUUUGAUUGUAUUUUUAUAUAGGUACCUACUUCCAUUAAAUUAAUAAUUAAUUUAACUAUUAAUAAAUAAAAUUGAUUUAGUCAUAUUUAUGAACCAUACUUUGAAUUGUUUUUAAAAUCUAAAAUAAUAGCAUACUUCAGCAUAACAUUGAGAUGAGUGCAUAAUGUAAUUUGCAAUAGUAAAUUUCUGUUCUGUGUAGCUGACAUGUUUAACAUACAUUUUUUUUCAAAAUUCUUAAAAUCUUCGACCUAUUUGUAUAUAACAAAAAAAAAAAUGAAGACAUUUUGUAAAUGUGGUAAAUGUGUGGAGGUUAGAAAAAAAGAGUGGACUCCAUACUUCGCAUGUGAGUGCAGCCACUGUUGUUGGUAGGAAGUUAGAAUGGUAGAAUACAGAGGGGAAUUUAACGUAUAUCUGUAAGCAAUGGUAAACCAUUGUUAAAGAAAAAACGUUUCUGAGCGGAGUCCAGUUGAUAAUGUUGCUUUGUUAACAAUAUAUAUGUCAUAUUAUGGUAAAAUGAUUACAUAUGCAUUAAAAAUUGUCUUUAAUAAUAUUUGUUUGAUAUUGUAUCUAUGUUCCCAUUCUCCCCUUUUUUCCAGUUUUUGCAAUAUAUUGAAAAAAAUCUUAAGAAACUAAAAAAAUGUACGACCCUAGUCUGACUUCCUUUCAAAAAAGUGCUAUCAUUGUAAGUCUAAACAAAAUUGAUGGUAGAAAAGUUGUGCACAGGUAAAAAUAUAAAAUAAACAUCUUUAUAAACUAUAAGAUUCUUCACUCAACUCGGAUUCAAAAAUGUGUCUACUUGCUUUUUCUGUAAAUAGGUAGAUAUGAUUGUUGAUUGAAAUUACUUAAUUUAAAUAUCAAUAUAAAUUACAACAUUAUUUCUAAGUAUGUUAAGAUUGAUUUGAUUUAGGUAUGAUACUUUGAUAUUUAAAAGAAAUUUAUUAUUUAUUACAGCAUAUAAUUAUUAUUAAUUAGUAGCAGUUCUGUUGAUGUUUUUUUUAAAGGUUAAAAUAAAAAUCAUGAAUGAAAUUAUUAUGUAUUUCUCGAUAACAUUUAACUUAAUUUUUAGUGAAAUAAACUUGUUUAUAAACAAAGGAUAGUAUCAAAUAGUAGUAGGUACCAAUUAAUACAUAAUUAUUUAUGACGAAUAUUAUUACAUUCAGUAAACAUAAAUAUAAACAAUCCAGAAAAUAAACUAAAUAUUUUUUUUUCUAAUAUUAGGUAGGUACUUACUUUAAUAAGUAUUUUUUAUUAUCUAGGUACAUAAUAAGUCUUUUUAUAGAGUUUAUGGUUAUUAAAUAUUUUGUUUUAUUAUCAUCUUUGAGUUUUUAUUAGUUUUGGAAAACAGCCUAAUAUAAAUCAUAAAACUAAUGAGGUUUUAACUUCAUCUAACAUAUACUUUAUACACAUUGAUUUAAAAGUGUAUAAAGGAUAGAUACCUAAUAUUUGUUGAGUGAUUAUAUUAUAUCAAUAUGAUAUAUAUAUAUGUUCUUCCCUUUUUUCUUAUUCAGUAUUAUUGUUUUUUUUCGAUAAUCAAAACUCAUGGAUAUUCCAAUGUAGAACAAUGUUUUUUGUAAACAUUUCUAUCUUAAUAAAAUAAUUUAUACGUUUAUGUAAAUAAGAAAGUUUGUUAAAAAAUAAAAUGUGUAUAUUCAUCUCACUGAUGUGACUGGUAAUAAAUUAUAGAACAAUAUUUUUCACAAAAUAUCUCACAAGUUAUGUUAUGAAUUUUAAAAGAUAGAGGAUGUAGUUUUAAAAUUAUUCAUGUACUAUUUAUUAAUUAUUUUUUUAUUUAAAUAAUUUAAAACUAUAUUUGCAUCUCUUUGAGGAUAUUUAUUUAAUUUUAAUUUUAAAUUCAUUAAGAAACAAAUGCUUCUGUUUACUUUUUUUUUUUUUAAAUAUACAUUACUGGUUUAGUAGACUAUAAAAUGAUUAGACUUUAAGUUGAUUUACACUGUACGCCCUAGUCUGAAACAUUUUUAUAUUUUAAUUUAUGGCUGAGAGAUACACACAUUUUUUAUUCUUUAAGUUUAUUACUUAAAUUGUUACAUUGUUCAUUUGCUUCUAGAUUUUUCUAAAACCAUUAUCAUAGGAGAAAAAUAUUUUUUAAAAUAUUAUUUUUAUUAUAAAGUUAACUUUUUCUUAAACUAAGUCACUUAUGUCUUAAAUGCUAUUUUUUUCAUAAUAAAAAUACUUGGAAAAAAACUUUUUUUAAGUGAAUUAUACAUACUAAAUAUUGGUGCAUACAAAUUUGUGAGGUAAGACAAUUUUAAAAUACUUUAUCUAUACAGUAUUUAUACAAACAAUACUAUAAGAUCAACACCCAACUCUAUAAGAUCAUUUUGAAUAUUUACUUGAUUUAAAUUCCUAAUUUUAAUUAAUUAUAUAGAAAGUAUUUAAAUACAUGCAUAGUAAUUAAUUUGCAAAGAACAUUUUAGUAUUUAUUAUAUUUUUUAUAAUUAUCAGAUUACCAUUUUUAUAUUAAAAAUAUGCUUAUUAUUUGCUGAUAAAUGUUUGUACAAAAUAACAAUUAUUUUUGAAUUUGACUUUUUAUUUGAAUUUAAAAUAUUAGAUAUUUGUUUAUAAUUGCAUUUUUUUUUUAAGUUUCUGAAUAUCUUAUUAAUGUUAAUCAAAAUGUUUGCAUUUUAAAAUAUAUUUAUAAGUUAUAAAUAUAAAUUAAUGCCAAGUAAAAUGAAACAAAAAUCAAUGACAUUCAUAAAACAUUGGCACAUUGGUCUAUUUGCUAGUGGUUUUGGCAGAUUUAAUACUAAUAUUUAGCAAAUUUGAGGUCAUAUGUCACUUUUGGCAUUAAAUCUUUUUAAAUGUUGCACAUAAUAUUUGUCUUCUAAUUUUUCUUUAUUUGCAAUAUAAAUAUUAAAAUAAAUUUAAAUAUUAUUGUUAUAAUUAAAACAUUUAAAACAUAUUCAGUAAAUCUAUUAGUUAUAUUAAUGAGCUCUAAACUGUUAGUGAUGAUAGCAAGAUGGUUUUAUUUAUAAUGAGAAAGUUGUUGAUGGUAAUUUAUCUAUUAUUAUCUUGUUAAAUAUCUAUAUAUAUAUACUACAUAUAAAAUGGUGUGUAAUUACACAUUGAGGAAAUCAUAAUAAUUAUCUUCCAGGUAACCAUCAACAAAUUAUUAAAUAUCCAAUCCAUAUUUGAUUAGAUUUAAAUAUUAAUAUUUUUAUAUCAGUUUUUUUUUUUAAAUAUUGUGAUUUCAAAGUUUUAAAUAUUUAAUAACUACAUAGUGGUAUAGCCUAAAUUUAUCACUGGGGGGAUUUAGAGGUUACAUCAUUUUUAACCUUAAAUAUAACUGAAAAAAACUGAGGGGGGGUUACAACAGUCAAAACCCCAUGGCUUAACUAAAUAACCACAAAUUAAUUUAGGCAAUAGAGAUAAAACAAUAAAGCAACAUUAUAUAUUAAAUAGAUCUGUGAUAUUUAAUAUAAUGGAUAGUUGAUUUUUGGUAAAAACUGUUUCCGUUUAUUUGUAAAACAUUUUUUAAAUGAAUAGCAUACACUAUCAGUAGAAUAUUUUAUAUAAAAUAUUCUACAUAUAACGUAGUUAUAUUAUUUAGACACAGAAUAAUUGUCUGUUAUUUUGUAGUUCAGGUUUUAUUUUAUAAUUUCUUUCUUUACUAUGUUAUCAGAAGCACGUGCCAACGAUAAUCUACUUUUUUUUAUGCAUAUGUAUAUAUAUGUAUAUAGGUAUUAUAAUCUUUGUUUUUUUGAAUGUAUCAUGUGACUAUUUAGUCUGGCACUUAAGAGUCUAUUUAUUAUCUAUUUUUCAAUAGAAGGUUUGUGAUUUCUUGUAACCUAUGUGUGCGUUCAUUUUGAUAUUAGUUGUCAGUGCUAUAAGUACUUAGUUUAUACAUUGACUUAUGAUUUAAAAAAUUGCAUAAAACAAUUAUGUGUUAUAUACAUUCCUCUGUACUAGUUGGUGAAAAAAAAAAAAUACGAGAAAUUAAUACAAAUGUAAUCAACAUUAAGGGUGAGUUAAUAUAUAAUUAAACACAAAUUAAAAUGUUGACUGAAUUAUUUUUCAUUCAGCAAACUUUAUUAAUACAAUUUACUGGUCGAGUAUUAAUUAUUUUUACAAGGCAUUCGGCAUUAUACAAUUUUAUAGAGCAUAAAAAUAAUAAAUUAUUGUUUCGUUUUGGGCCAAGUAAUUUUUUUCUCACAUUAGUUAUACAUAGUAUUAUUUCACACGCCAUUUAAAUUCACUUAGUGAAAAAAAUUCCUACAUCACCAAUUGAGCAUAUUAUAUGCAUAUAUAACUCUACAAAACUAAAAUGAUUCAUUCUAGUUUACGUUAUUAAUAAAUGGUGAAGUACUUUUUUUUACAUUGGUGUUUAAUUUUUUUAUUUAAAGUGAUAAAUGACAGCAUCCUCUUAUAAAUAAAUUGAUAAAUUAAAUUUAAAUGUCCUCUACUUUAUAAAUUCAAUUUAAAUAUCCCUAUUUAAAUAAAGUGAUUUAUUUAACUGAAGGUCUCACUUUUAGAUAAAUUGAUUAAUCAAUUUUAAGAGCUACUUUGUUAAUAUUUUCAUUAAAUUUAUUGUGAAUAUCUAAAACAAAAAAAACUAUCAUAAUACUUUUCACAUUGAUGUUUCUUUGGUAAACACUUAGAACAUUUAAGAACCAUGUUAACAUGUUCUUGCAUUAAUAAUAAUUCAUUGUCAUAUUAUUUACUGGAUUACUGGUACUUAGGCAGGGCAGUUUAGCAGAUUAAAUAAAAAUGUAAUAUUUAACAAAUGUGUUUUUUUUACCCAAUACAUUUGAUUUGAUUUAAAGAAUAUAGAUCAUAAAAUGUGUAAAAUUCGAUUUUAUGAUAAAUUUAUAAGAAUUUUAAAUUUAGCUAUGCUUUUUAGAGUAGCCAUACUUAUUUAUUUUUUGUUAAAUCUUAAAUUUGUAUUUAAAUUACUAAUAUAGUAUGAAUAGAUUAUUAUUACAAAAGUAUGAUAAUUUAAAUCAUGUUAUUUUUAAACAAUUCAUCAGUUGAAAUAUAUGACAUAUAACUAACAACAAAUUCUUCUUGUGUACUUUUUCACAAGACUAAAGUACACAUGUAGGAACAUGUGAAGUGCAUAGAUUUUAGUUUUUCUUUUCUUAAAAUGUUUUUAUUUUUGAAAGUUAAUUCAAAUAUUAAUAUUAUUGAUAUUGUUACAACCUAUGUUCAAAAAAGUACAAUAUCAAUAUUUAUAUUUCUUUUUUAUUUCAAGAAAAACCUUAUUUACCUAUUAUCGUAUAAUAAAAUAAGGGUAAAUUUGUAAUCACAGACUAUGUUAUUUAGACAGUUUUUUAAAUAAAAGUUCUUAUGGUAUCAUAUUGAAAAAAUUUAAAAAAAAAAAUUAGUUAUUAAUAAUAUAUAUUCCCUCUCCUACAUACAAAAAUGGUUAGGUUUACAAUAUGCAAAUAUUCUUAAAAAAUAAUAUUUUAAAUAUUAUAUUAUUUUGAUAUUGUGUAUUACGUAGGUUCUAUUCACAAAAUUUUAACAAUCCUGGUUGUAUUUAAUAGAUUUAUGUUUUAUCAAAAGUAAAAUAUUAUGUAGGUACCUACAAAAUUGCUAAAUCAAUAAUUGUCAUGUAUGUAAUAUAAAGCACUGAAGAUAACUACAAAAAAUUAAAAAGCUGAUAGGUAUAUAAAUAAUCAGUCUAUUUUAAUACAGCUUUAUUUAUAAUACCUAAUACCUAUUUAAAUAUAAAACAACAAGGAUAAUAUUUCUAUUUUAAUAACUACAGAUAGUAUUCUUGACUAAUAUUACUAUAAUUAUAAGUGCCAUUAUAAAUCAGUAUUCAUGUUAGUUUUUCUUUUAGAUAAAUUUGUAUUCGAUUUAAAACUAUUGUAUUCAUCAUAGGCUGAAUGAUAAACUUGAACUGGUAGGUACUUAAAAAUAAUCACUUAAAGUAAUUGUGCUAAUUAUAACAAUGUAAAUUAUCUUAUAUUAAAAAAAAAAAAUAAUAAUAAUUUAGUUAUUUUAUUACUUCAGUUCAAUAAAUAAUCUAAAUCAUAUUAUAGGCUAUAAUAUAUAUAUCAGUUGGUACCAAAUUUAAAAAGCCAAAGGUUAACAAACCACUUAUGUCUAUAUAGAGAAUAGUACUAUCAUUAAUAAAUUGUAUGUAUUUGUUCUAGAAUGAACAUUUUUUCAUUAAAAUAUAUACUAAAAUAUAAAAAAUAUGUAUAUUAUAUAAAUUAUUAUUUAAAUUGAAUACAUAUAAUUAAUUGAACACAUUAAAUUUACUAAUUUAUCAAUAAUUUUUUUAGUUUACAAUAUAUUUUAAUAAUAUGACAUUACCUAGUACAACAUAAAGUAUUUCUACAGGUUAAAUUUAGUACCUACAAAAAUUGCUUACAAAUAAACAUAAUAUUAAUCUUGUGGUUUAUAAUUGAUCAUAUUGUUGUUAUGUUGACAGAACUAUCCAAUUUAGUUUUGAUGCGCAACAGUACACUUGGACAGUCGGCACCUUCAUUGUCUAAUAGUUUGGUUUGUACAAGUUACAUAAAUUUAAGUGUUAAAAUUGAAAUAAUUAUUAUUAUUUUUUGAUUCCAUAGAGAGAAUUACAUGUAGCAGGAUCUAUAAGACGGUCAAUUAAGGCUAAUCACAGAAAAAGCUUAAUUUCAAACACAUCUCCUACAUUACCAAGAUGUCACUCUCCAAUGUCAAGUAAACAUUUUAUGAACAACAUUACAGAUAUAUUUUAAAAUAAUUAUUUAUUACAUAUAAUCCAUUAAUCUAAGGAAUUGUUUUAUUUUAGGUAGCCCACUGGAAAGUCCUAAAGUAGUUCAUUCAAAUCCUAAUUUUCCAUUUGUUUCAAUAAAAAGGUAAUUAUUAUUAAAGAUACUUUUUUAAUUAUUAAUAUAUUAUAUUUAUAAUUACAUUAAUUUUGGUAUUCAUUAAUGGAAAUUAAAAUAUAAAAUUUUCAAAUUUAUGUAUAUGAGAUUAAUUCAACACAUUCAACAUUUCAGGCCCUACAAUUUACUUACAACAGAUUGCCGUGAUGGAAGAAGGUGGUCAGUUGCAUCAUUACCAUCAUCUGGUUAUGGAACGACUUCUGGAAGUUCAAAUGUUUCAGUAAGCGUUGACAGUCAAGUGUCUGAUAGUUGGGGAACGAUUUUGAAAAACAAUAAUAUUGAUUUGCAGUCUCAGUGUUCCAGUCAGGAGCGUUUGCAUCAACUUCCAAAUAUGCCAACUUCUGAUGAAUUGCACAUGUUUUCUAAACAUUUCUCAUCCAACGACAGUACUCACAGCGCAGAGGAAGAUAACAUUAUCUAUCGCAAACAUCAUUUCAAUCGACCCCGUUCAAGGAGUUUAAGGUUAAUGUUUUGGUCCAUUGAAUUUUCGUAAGUAUCAGUUAUUUUAAUAUUUUACUUUGUUUCAGCAGUCCAAGCAGAUCACCAGUUCUUGACAAUGAUAUUGUUAUGAUGAAUGUUCUAUAUAAAGAUAGGUUUCCUAAGGUAAAGCUUUUUUAGUUAUUUCUAAGCAUUAUAAAUGUAAUUUAUUAUGUUUGUACUAUAAGUCAUAAUAAUGUUGUAAUAAAAUGUAUACAUUUUAGGCUACACAACAAAUGGAAGAACGUUUAAACAUGUUUAUCCAAGAAUAUGAAAAACUCAACUUGGAACAAAUGGAUAUAUCAGCAGAUGCUUUGCCUAUUGUUAGAUUUGUAAACCAUCAAGUGAUAGAGGUUGCUAGAGAUUGCUUAAAGAAAUCUGAAGAAAAAUUAAUUACCCGUGGUUAUUUCUAUGAAAUGUCUGGAAAUUUGGAGUUAUUAUUGGCAGAGGUAUACUGUGUACUAAACAUAUUUAUAAUCAUUAAAUUAAAAUAUAAAUUUUUUUUUAUUAGGCAAGAGAAAAAUCGGAAGAAGCUUCUGCAUUGUUAUCAGGAACAAUGAAAAAAUUGUUAUUAAUAAUAUCUAGACCAGCCAGAUUACUUGAAUGUUUAGAGUUUGAUCCUGAAGAAUUUUAUCAUUUGUUAGAACAAGCUGAAGGACAGGCUAAAAUAUGCCAAGGCAUUAAGGAUGAAAUACCACAAUAUAUAAUAGGAAAAUUAGGUUUAAAUCGUAAUACGACUGAUGGUAUGUUUUAUAUUUAUAACCAUAUAGUAUAUUUUAAUUAAGUAUUAAAAUUACACUUAUAUUUUUCAGAUAUUGAUGUAAAUUUUCACAAAUUAGAUGAGUAUUCUUCUUCAUUAUUAAAAAAGUCUCAACAGCAAAGUACUAAAAAAGAUAAUACUUUUUCUUCUGUGAGUAAUUAUUUUUAUUCUGUAUCUAGAUAAAUAAUUGUUAUAAGUUUUUUUUUUUUACCAUUUAAUUAUAUUUUAUUUUAGCCUCCAUCAGAAGUUGACUUUGACGUAAUCAAAUUGAUCUCAAACGGAGCUUAUGGCGCUGUGUAUCUUGUAAGGCAUAAACAAACCCGUCAACGGUUUGCAAUGAAGAAAAUAAUUAAGAAUAGUCUAAUAUUGCGAAAUCAAAUUGAACAAGUAUUUGCUGAAAGGGAUAUCAUGAGUUUUACAGACAAUCCUUUUGUUGUCACCAUGUACUGUAGUUUUGAAACAAGAGUAAGUAAUAUUUUAAAUUGUUUGAUAUAAACUGUAAUACAUGUUUAUGAGAAUCAAAACAUAAAUGUUUUUUUAGAAACAUCUUUGUCUUGUAAUGGAAUAUGUUGAAGGAGGUGAUUGUGCCUCUCUGUUGAAAAAUAUUGGUCCUUUACCACCAGAUAUGGCAAAGUUUUACUUUGCAGAGACAGUACUUGCAGUUGAAUAUCUUCACAAUUAUGGGAUUGUGCAUCGGGACUUGAAGCCUGACAAGUAAAUAUAAUACAUUGUGUUUAUAGAUAAACCAUUUUAAUUGGUUUUUGUUUUUUACAUUUUCAGUCUUUUAAUUACCGCAUUAGGCCAUAUUAAAUUAACCGAUUUUGGAUUGAGUAAAAUGGGCUUGAUGUCAUGUAAGCAAACUAAAUUUUUGUAAUAAUUAUUAUGUUCAAUAGUUAUGAAUUAUUAUUUUUAAUGUAUUGUAUUUUUUUUUUUUAUUUUUGUAAAUAGUGGCAACUAAUUUAUAUGAAGUACAUGUUGACAGAGAUACUCGACAGUUUUCUGAUAAACAAGUAUUUGGUACUCCUGAGUAUAUAGCACCAGAAGUAAUUUUAAGGUAUGCAUUUACUUGAAUACACUUCAAAUUAUAUCACAUGAGAACAUGAUCAUUAUUCAAUAUUCAAAAUAUAAUCAAAUCCAACUUAACAAAUAUUUAUUUUCAGACAAGGUUAUGGUAAACCAGUAGACUGGUGGUCCAUGGGAAUAAUAUUGUAUGAAUUUUUAGUGGGGUGUGUACCAUUUUUUGGAGAAACCCCUGAAGAACUAUUUGCCCAUACAGUAAAUGGUUAGAAUUAUUUGUUUAUUGUUGUGUAUUAGAUGUUAUUUAUUUAUUUAUGUGUAUUCAUAAUAUUACAGAUGAUAUUGAAUGGCCUGAUGAAAAUGAUUGGCCAAUUCAGCCAGAAGCUAAAAAUAUAAUAUCAGCAUUGUUGCAACAAAACCCCAGGGACCGGUUGGGUACCGGUGGAUCUCAUGAAGUAAAAGAUCAUCCAUAUUUCUAUGGCGUAGAUUGGAACUCAUUAUUGAGACAAAAAGCUGAAUUUAUGCCACAAUUAGGUGAUGAAGAAGACACAAGUUAUUUUGAUUGUAAGUAUUAAAACAUGUGAACAUGUUUACAUUAAUUUUAUUAUUGUGAGAUAAUAAAAAUAAUGUAAUGUGAUUAUUUCAGCUCGAAGUGACCGGUAUAAUCAUGAAGUCGAGGAAGAUACUGACGAUGACUCCUUGAUUUUGGGUACAUUUUCAUCCUGUUCUCCACAGUUUCGAAAAGUAGCAAGUAAAUUGUCAUUGAACAAUGAAUAUUCAUCAUUAUCACCCUCAGUGAACUAUAAAGAUGAUUCUUUAUCUGUUAAUACCGGUUAGUGAAUACAAUUUUUUACUGUCCUUUUCAUUUAUCAUAUAAAUUAUGUAUUUCAGUUAUUAGGACAUUAAUUUAUUAGAUUAUGUUGAUUAAUUAGGAAUGUUUGAUACUUCAGCUUCAGAAGGUGAAAUGGUAGAAGAAAGUUUAAAAUCGCCUGUUUCCAAGAAAACUGGGACAUUGGACACAACACAAAAUGAAAAUGACUCAAACACUCAAAUGCAUCGUAGACGGCGUUUGUAUAGUAAGGAAAGCAUACCAAAAUUCUCAAUUUCAAUUGAAGAUGACAGAUCUCCGUAAGCUCUAUAUGCUAUUUCAUUUUUAUAAAAUUCUUGUAUUGAAUAAUAAAAUAUAGAAAAUAUUUUUCUAAUUUUAUUUUUCAUUUAUUGAUUUAUUUUUUGUAUGUAUAUAAAUCUAAUGUGUAAUAUGCUUUUUAUAUUAAAAAAAAGCAAGUUAAAGUGCACUAGUAGUAUUGCAGUAUUUAAUAAACUCAUUAUCUAAUGAGAUUGAUUUGUAGUUUGUAGGAAAAGAAAAUCUUUUUGAUUAUCUUGGUUAAAUACACACUUAAAAACAUUUUAUUUUAUAAAAUAGGUCGACAUAGUGUUAGUGCUAUUGAUUUUGGCAUGUCUUUUAAUCUUGAAGUUUUUAUUUAUGUAGGUGUUCAAUGAUGCAUUGUUUUUAUUUACUUCAACACUAUUGUUUAUUCUAAAUUAAAUACAACAUAUAUAAUAAUAUAUUUUAUAUUGUUUUAUCAUUAUAAAAAUUCAUAAGUAUUAUUACAUAAUUACUAUUUAUCUAAUCAUUUAGCACUUAAAAUAAUUUAAUAUUAAAGUAUUUGAUUUUAAUUUUCAAACCUAUUCUUAAAUUUAAAUACCAUUUCUAAUGACCACUUAAGAUAAUUCAAAAAAAAAAAUUUAAUUGCAGUUGAAUAUGUUUUUUUAAAAUUAUGAUGAAAUAAUGAUACAAUAUAUUAUGUUUUGAAUAAGAAUUUAUUUAGUUAGUAAAUAUUAACCAUUGAUAAAUGUACAAAAGUAAAACUAUAAUAAUAUUAUUACAUACAUUUUUAAUAUUUAUAUAUUUAAAGAGUAAAAAAAAAAAUAUUUUAUUUUAAAAUUCCUAAAUAUAAAUAUAUUAAAGUAAAUUAAAACGGUAUUUAUUACUUUUAAAAAAAAUACAUUAAUUUAUAAUAUGAAUAUUGUAGUUAAAUUAUAAACUGCUAGAAUCAGUAUAUCUCUUCCUUAGAUCAUUCUGGGAAAUCUGUAAAUAUAAUAUUACAUUGCAUCAAAAUAUUGUUAUUUACUCAUAAAGUCAUAACUGUUAUUUACAAUUUUUUGUUGAAAAACAACAGAUCCUUUAAAUAAAAUAAUCAAGAAUAGUUAAUAGUCAAGAAAUAAAUUUUAUAAAUAACUUUAAAUGUAUAUAAUUUGAUGGAUAAAAUAAUUAAUCAUCAGUAGAGCCAAUUUUUACUUCUUCAGAAUUAUAUUUUUAUGUUCAAUAUUAUUAUUGUUACAAAUAUUUAAUAUAAUAGUUCUGGUCUAUUCAAAGUUUUACUUAAUUAAUUUAAUUUUUAAUGGUUUACUUAGUGUUAUAUUUUCAAAUGGUUAAAUUAUAUUAUAAACUACUCAGUUACAAUUAAACUUAAUCAAACUUAAUUUUUUAUUUUCAUUAUUUUCUACAACAUUGUUUAUGAAAUUCAGUUUAAAUCACCAAAGAUCAGUGAUGCAUUUGACAAUGAAUUUAAUUAUUUUGGUCUUUUAUAAUAAAAAUCAAUUUUAGAGAAUUUGUGAUUUUGUGAUAAAUGUGAAAUAAUAUUAGUGUAAUCUUUUGUUAGGAUGAUGAUAUGGAAAUGUAUUUGAGUUAAUAAGACAAAUAUUGUUCUAGUGUUUUAAUAAACAGAGAGAACUGACUAGGUAUUAGUAUAGGGUACACAUUUAUAAAAAAUAUUUUUAAUGUAAUUACAAAAUAAAAGAACCAAUAAAAGUUAAAUUUAUAACUUUAAUUUUAUACCUGCCUGUUUCUAAAAUUAUUUUCUAGAGGUUUUUAACUGUUAGGAAAUUUAGAAAUUUAUGAUUAAAUUGUUUUUUUAGUUUGUUGAUUAGAUGUUGGUUAUGGUAAAUAGGUAUAUAUUUAUUUAUUCUUCUUUUCAAAAUGUCUGAUAAAUAUAGUAUUCCAUUCAAGUCAAAAAUAAUAAUAUGAUUUAUACAAACCUUAAAUUGUAUGUUCAUUGCUUUUUGAUUACUCAACAUUUUAAAUUUAAAUUAAUUAUUGUAUUUAUUACUAGUAUUUAAAUAUUAAUUAUAUUAUUCAAGAGUAGCCAGAGUUAAAUUUUUUUUUUAUAUACCUAGUCAUUUAUUAAUAUAAUAAUGUUCUUUUUAAAAUUAAAUGGUUUAACAAACUACCUAGUCUAAUUUGAUUAUUUGUUUUAUGAUAAACAUUUAGUUUCUUAACUAAGUCCAUAGUCCAAAAAUUGAUUAACUCUUAAAAAUAUUUUUUAUAUACAUUUUUGUUUAUUUUAUGAUUAUACAAUAAAUAAUUUUGAUAAUAACAAGGUACUGUUUAUAAAUGUAUUUGAAAGUAAAAUUAAAUAUUUUUGAGUUGAUAAAAUUCCAUUUUCCAAAAUUGUUGUGAAACUUCCUUAAAUGCAACCCUUUAAAUACAGGAUUUAGCAUAUCCUCUUUAUAUCAAAUCUUAUGAAACACAAAUUUAAUAAAUUAGUUAUAACUAUCUGGCAUCUGUUAUCUGUAUAUAUAAAGAAAUUUUCAGACUAAGAAAAUAUAAAAAAUGCACCAUGAUUGUGAGAUUAGUUUUGAUACAUACAUACAAUUUCUUUUUAACUAUUUUAAAGAAAUUUAUAUUUUUAAAUUGUUUUGCUAAGUUAAAUGAAAUAUAUUUUCUAUUAUGAUUUAUCUUUGAUAUUUGAUUACUUGUUAAAUUUACAAUGUAUAAUAUUUAAUUAUAAUUAUUUUUCAGGCAAUUAAGAAGUCUGUCAGAAAAUGAAUCUGAUGAUCCUUCCCCAGAGAAAAAAGAAGAAUUUCUAAGUUUACCAGUGACAGCGAAUUUGUGUCCAACAUUACCACCUUCAUCAAGUUCCAGCAUGUCAAAAAAUUCUACCAGUAAUUCUUUUAGUGGUCAACGUACAAGAUCUGUCAUUAAAAGUUUCUCAGCCACUGGAUUGUCUUUGAUGAUCCCUCCUGGUAUGUAUAUGAUGAUUGACAAAUUAUAUAAUCUAAACAAAAUUAUCAUGAUGUUUACUGUUGAGUAAUACAUAUGGCCCUUACUUGUGUUGUUUUAGAAUCCAGUAGCAAUGGAUUGCAUAUGAAGUCGCCAGGAUCGUGUAGUGCAUUGAGCUCACCCUGCCGUGAUGUACCCAUGAUCACCAGUUUGAAACCACCCAUAAUAUUGCGUAGAGGACCUUCUGGUUUUGGUUUUACUGUCAACACUAUUCGUGUAUACUAUGGUGAUAGUGAUUUCUACACUAUGCAUCAUUUAGUAAUGGUAUGUAAAUGUGUUGUGCAUAUAAAGAUAAUUCUAUACUUUAUAUUUAUGGCUUUUGUUAUCUAUUCAUAAGCUGUACUCAAAUAAAAUAUAUAAUCGAGUUCAAACCACUUAUGUAAUCCUAGCAUGUAUCAACAUAUUGUUAUUCUAUUAUAUUACAACUCUACUAAAUUGUUUAAACAUUAUUUUAUUUGUGGUUGGUUUAUGAGUUAUAUAGUGUAUACAUAUAUGCCAUAAAAUAAUAAUUCUACAUAAUAUCCAAUCACUUAUAAAUCGUUAAAUCAAAUAAAAAAAUUUAAACAAUAACAUUAUUAUUUACAUUUUAAUGGAUGGAGACUAUAGUAUUGUAUUUGAGGUAUUUGAUAAUUCUGUAUAUUGUAAAAAUGAUAAACAGUGGCUGGAGAGGGGAUGUUUCCUUGACUAAUUCUUUGUUUAAGAAAAAUUGAUAAAGAUAAGAUUUAUACAGUAGUUUACAAAUUAACAAUAACUGGAUACUAGUAGUUUUUGAAAUGUAUUUAUUUCAAAUUCAACUAUUAGUCAUAUAAAAAAAAAAAAAAAAAAAAAUGGUAAACUUUGAUUUUUUAUCUUUGCUUUUAGUUUUUAAAUUAAAUCAAUACUAUAUUCAAGAUUUAUUUUAAAUUCUCAUAGAAAUAGUCAAAAUAGUACUUGAUUACUAAGGAUUUAUCAAUUCAUUUUUUUUAAUUAUACAUUUUUCAUUAAGUGAAGAGUAAUAUUUUAAGUUAAAGUUUUAGAUUAUAGUGAAAUUCUUUUUGCAAAUAUUGAUUUUUUCUCCUUAUGAAGUAAUUUGUAAAGAUUAAUUACAUUUUAGUUUUCAUUGGUAAUAACUAAUAUGAAUGUCUAAGUAAAAAAAAUUAUUAUUUUAUUUUUCCUAAAUUCCCACUAUAAUACUGGCUUAUCUAUGAGCAGUAUAUCUUAUACCAAUGAUGUAUAUAAUAUCUAAAAUGUUCUAGGGUCCCAUCCCCUCUCCCAUUGUAUAACCUGGGCUAUGCCACUGAGUACAGAUUUAUUAUUUUAUGUAUAAAAUUAUAUUGUGCACCUAAAUACCUCAUCGUAUUUGAAAAAUUUAAAUUUGUUUUAAAAAUCAAGGAGGAUUAAUAUUAUUAAUUUUAAACAUUUGAAAUAACUAUAUAUAUACAUACCAUUGGAUCAAGUCUUCAGUUUUUCUUUUUUGUCUUUUUAGUUACUAUUCAAAUUCCUAAAACAAAAAUAAUUUAAAAUUUCAAAACAAAUUGUAGUCUACAAUUGUAUUGUUAGUAAUUGUUGUAUAUUGUGGAAUACUAUUGCAUUUAAAAAUUAGACUGAUUUCUGUUUUGGAACUUAGAUAGAUUUUAAAUCUGAUUUGAUUAAUAUAAUUAAAUAUACUUAUAUUUUUUUACUCAUUUUUAUAUGCCUACUACAAUAUGAUAUAUUACCUAUAGAAUAAUUUAGGAUAAAUAUCUUUUUUAGAUUUAGAUUUUUUUUUUUUGGAAAUCAUGAAAAAAAGAUGACUAAUAAUUUAAAAAUUAUAUUGUUGAUAGAAUUUUCACAAUUGUAGCUGGUUAGUUAGGAAAAUGAUUAUUUAAUUUAAUUUUUAUUGUUUAUAGCAUAAAUUACAGUGGUUAUUAGUUUAAAAGUUUACAUUGUUGUAUUAUAAUAUAAGGUUGUACAUUUCUAUUGUCUUAAGGUAGGAGAGGGUUUUGAUUACUGAUACUGGUUGGUCCAAUUGUUUCAUAUAGAUUAUCUGGAAUGUUGAAUUCCUUUCUGGCUUUGGUGAACAUAGUACAGUAAAUUAUCAUAUGUUUGGUAGAGUAGAUUGUGUUACAUGUUGGACAUAGGGAUGGUUUUGUCUUUUCCAUUAGGUAUCCAUAUGAAAAUAUAGUGUAACCAAUUAUUAGUAGGUUAAGGACUACUUCUUUCUUACAAUUUAAUUGACUGCAUUUGGGCCAGGUGUACAACAGAGUGUUUGAUUUCAAGUAUUUUAUUUUCCAUGGUAUUGUGCCAUUCAGUGUUCCAUUUAGCCCUGCAGUAUUUAUUUAUAUUUGAUUUUAUGUUUAAGAGUGUUGAUAAAGAAAGUAUUUCACAGUUAGGGUUGUUUAUUUCAUUUUUAGCUGCUAUAUUUGCAUCCUCGUUACCCUUAAUAUUAUAAUGUACUGAAGUCCAAAUGAAUCUUAUAUCUUUGUUGGAUUUGGAAAAAAUGUAGCUGAUUCUUAAUGCUUCAUUUAUAUCAGAUUGACAAAAUAAUAACUAACGAAAUAUGAUACUGAGCGAAAAUCGGUAAAAUAUGUAUUGCAAUGUCGUGAUUUUUACUACUAUAAUAUGAUUUUUUUUUACUAUCAAAUGCAUUUUAGGAUGAACCUUAUAUUAAAUUUUCAACCACAUUAAUGGUUUAUCAAUAUUAAUGCCCUAUAAUUUUUCAAAAUUUGAACGUUAAACGUGUAAAAAAAAUGUUUACAUUACUUUUUAUUUUUUUAUUUUUACCACUUUGUACAAAUUAUGACAGAAUUUUUCAACAUUUUUUCUUGCAAAACCAAUUUAUCUACAUAGAACUAAACUAAAAAACCUCAAAAUUGUCAAAUUCCUUUAUAAAUAAUUAAACAUUUACGAGAAUGUUAUCCACAUCUAGAAAAUGCUAAUAUAAGUAUUCUGUAAAAAUUGCUGUUACCUUACGAUUAUUUUUACCGAAUUACUAAAAAUAAAACUAAAUUGUAAAUAAUGAAACUGUUAUACUUUUUCGAUUAUUCCUAAUUAUUCUUAAUUUUUAAUUAUUAAGAAAACUACACGGAUAAUCAAAAAACGACCUACUUAUGUGCCAACAAGACAACAUUUUUUUUUAGAAAAUAUGCUACAUUUGGAAUUCGAAGCAAGAUUUCUGAUAGAUCGAUUAUAAAGAAACUAUUAAUGCUGUAAAUUUGUCAGGUUUUUAAUAUCUUUUUUCAUGGUACCUUAGUAAAAUUAAAACUACAAACAUCAAAAGCUAAUCUCUUUAAUACACCGAUUAGAUCCGAAAUACUCAAAAAAAUAAACAUAAAUCUUAAUUAUAUAGAAAAAUCACUCUGCUUAAAAUUUUAAACUUUGACUAUCGUUUUAUUGUUACAAACUAAUAAUUCACAUAUCUAUAUUUUAAAAGGUGGGUUCGAACAGAGAAUUUCCUCUAAUAGAAAAUUAGAUGUGAUGUGUGACUAAUCAAAAAAAAAAACGAAGUUAUUAUUGUUCAUUCUUGGGUCCAGUGGUGUCCCCAUGGUUUUUUUAAUAAAGUUGGGAGGGGGUUUUAUACUAAAAAAAAAAAGAUUAAAAAAAAAAAUGGUUCACAAAAUAUAUAAUAAUUGUGCAAUACAAUUAUUUAUACUUAGCUGAAUAAGUAGUGCACAUAUCCAAUGAUUUUUUUAUUAGUAAUAAUUUAUCAAUGUUGAAUUAUUUAUAUUAUUUUUUUGUAAUUGAUAUGCUAAAUGGAGGGGGGACUAAAGUCCCUCUAGCCCUACCCUAAGUACGUCACUGGUCUGGCCACGGUUGUAAUUAGGAAGUUAGAAUGUCAGGAUGUAUAGGGUGAUAUAUUGAAUACCACGAAUACCACGGAAAAUUAUUGUGAACGAAUAACGAUUCUAAGCGAGAUAGGUUAAACAUUUAAUGAUAAAUUUUAACAGAUUUUUAACCAUUACUUGAUGGUUUUACGGCCUAAAAUUGAAAUUAAGUACCAGAUUAAAAACCGAUUGAUUAUGGUCUACUUGUUCGGCUUCUUUAUGAGAGACAAGUAGUCGUGCAAGCUCAAUGUCCGUCCGAUCGAAAUUUAUGAUAAAUUAAAAACCGAGGUCAAAAUUAAGUUCGAAAUUUGAUUUUUAGCCGAAACACUGACAAAAUCUUUCUGGUUCUAGAUUCUGAGCGAGGGUUUUAUUGAAUUUACUAUGUGUGUGUUUUGUCUGAGCACCAUUUCUGAAAGGAAAUUUCAUCUAGCAGUUGCAGGUCAUUAGUAGUUUUCAUAAUAAUUGGGAAAAGAUGAAAAAUAUAAACGUACAAAUUUUACAUUAUUUUAAAUUUUUACGAUUUAUGUUUUCUACCCGCAGAAAUUCUGCUCUAUUCAAAAAAUGAAUAGAGAUUUUUUUGUUGUUUUUUAUCUAAUUGGUGAGUAAAAUAGUCGGUAUUUUGAUUUUCCUUGUAGUUUUUUUUGAUAAUUGAGCGAAACCAAAAAAAAAAAAAAAUAAACGUAGAAAGAACGGGAAAAUUUACGAAUAUAAUGCGUUUAUUUUUCUUGUUGUUAUAAUACAGUUUAAAAUAUUUAUAUAGACUUGAAAUUUUGACACAAAACUUAUAUUUGCCUUUCUAGACGUGGUAAAAUGUUCAAACAUUUGGGUCAUUUUUAAGCUAUUUAAACGCAUUUUAAUUUUGCGAGUUUUUACGUAAUUUUUAUUUGGUAGGUACUCUGUGGAUAAAAUUGUUUAACCAAUCAGAAAUGUUUAAAAAUUUAACAGUAGGUUCAUUAUAAGUUUUACUUAGUUGUCAAAAAAAAAAAAAAUAAAUAAAUAAAUAAAUUAGAAUGUAAUUGUGGUUAAAAAUGUUGAAGAAAAUCGUAAAUAUUAAUAUAAAUGUACUUCACUUAGAAUCGUUUUUCAUUAGCAAUGGUUUAUUGGUGCUUAUAGAUUCAUAUCUAUAAGCGUUUUUAAAUAAAAUAACAUUAUGUAUCAUACCUUCCUAACUUCCCACUUAUACCUGCUGUGGUGCACCUAUCAGCAGUAUCACUUUUUUUUUUUGUUCAUUAUUUGAAUAUAGUUUUAAAAUUGAUAAUUGGUAUCUAAAAUAGGCCAGAAUAGUCGGCGUAGAGGUCACUCGACUGUCUUCACGACUUAAUUUUAAUGUGCUCCUAACCUUGAAACCUAAAGAUGUGCGUUAUAAUAAAAUUUGUUGUGUGUCUUGUCUAAACAGGCCGUUGACUCCGGUAGUCCUGCAUUCGAGGCGGGCCUGAAUCCAGGUAACCUGAUCACGCAUGUCAACGACGAGCCCGUACAGGGUAUGAACCACACUCAGGUUUUGCAGUUGCUGUUGUCCGGCGGCGACAAGGCCACUCUACGGUCCACGCCGCUGGAAUUCACGACCAUCAAGACUGGCGGCCGGCGCCGGGAACCAGGACAGAGCAAGCUGGCGUCAAACGCCCGGCACAGGGGCCUCGGGUUCGGGCAUCACUCACACCGACACAAACGGUCGCAGCGCAAGGAUAUACCGGCCGGCGAAAGCAGGCGUCGGAACAAGUCAUCGUUGUUCCGACGGAUUAGCACAAAGUGUUCGCCCGAUUAUCAACAGGUAAGCAACACAAGUUAUCGUUGUUAGUAUUUAUUAGGAAAGAUCCGGACAUGAUGGGACAGCUAAUUUUAGAUUAAUUUUUCAAAAUGAUAAUUGUUAUAAUAAUUGUAUUUUCGAGUACUAUCCAAUGUAAAAUUGUAUACUACUUUCAAAUCUUCGUUCGAAAAUGAAUUAUAAUAAUUUUUGUACAACGAGUUACUUGAAUGUUUUCCCAUUUUCCAACAUGUGAAGGUUAGAUGGGAUAUAAUGUUUAGGCACGAUAUGGGACACGUAUAGCUUAGAACUAGAUGAUGGCCUAGAAUUUUAGGUUAAACUGAUAAAUUAUAAUGUAAAAAAUAAAAGCAAUACUGAUUGUGUGGCCUUUAGAAAUAACAUUAAGAUAAUAUUUUAAACAGGUAACUUGAUAGCUUUAAGAAUUCAAAUAAGAAACAUUUUUUUAACAAAUAAAAAAAUAACAUAAUUAACUAUUGUAAUGCGUGCCUGUUAUAAAUAAUUUAAUAUAUAAAAGUAAACACGAAAUAAACCGACCUAUAAAAGUGAAAAGUAAUAGAAAAGUAUACAUGUAAUGUAAGUCACUCAUUAUCCUGGAAAGUCUGCGAACAACGUUUAUACACCGGACACGAAUUAAAUAUACGCUAACCGAUAACAUAUGACGUUUAGGCGCGCUUCUAAAUAUAUCCUGUGCAAUUCCGUCAUCUUUGAUAACCGUAGAUUAGAAUUAUUUAGUCCGUGCUGAUAAUAAUGUUUGGACGAAAAAUUAAACAUCCAUAUCUAUCAUAUUUCCGGUUAAAGGCGCCCACUGCACAACACUGUUUUGGUAUGUCGUUUCCGACAAAUUUUAACUUUAUAUUAUACGCGUAGAACACAAAUGUAAAAUUACGCUCUAAGAAGUUAACAAUACUAUACUUGUUCCCGAAUCCGUUCCGUGCUAGGUAUUAAAGCAAUGAACGUUUUUAACCGUGUAGUUUAGCCCGGAUCAUAAUAAACCUAAGAGUUUUAUAUUAUACGGCCAGCGGUACGAAAGAGUAAACGUCGGUUUUUGUUUUCGCAGCUGACCCUUAUGAGCGGCCGGUCUCCGUGCGCGGCUGCGCCUGCGGUUGCCGCCCAACAGGAUGGCGUCAUGUCGGCCGCGGUGGACUACUCGUCGUCGACCAGCUCGUCGAGCUCGUCGUCCAACUCGUCGCCUACCGUAACGCCCAACUCGCCGACGCCGUAUCAGCGGCCGUCCACGCUGCACGGGCUCAAGCACAAGUUGCACUCGGCUACUAAAAACCUACACUCUCCGAACCGGCGCAAGUCUGUCGGCCACAUACCGCUGUCCCCGUUGGCCCGGACGCCGUCCCCGUCACCGUUGCCCCAGUCACCGACCCGGUCGCCCAGCCCGUUGACUUUCUCGGCUGGCCAUCAGCCGGGCAGUUCGAACACUACGCAAUCGUACAGCCCGUCCUCGCUGUCCAACCCGAACGCAGCGGGCACGGGCGCCGUGGGUGCGUCCGGCGUCGCGUCCUGUUCGAUUGCCGGUUCGUCUGCUGGGCCCGGAGUGUCCGCGGUCGGUGCCACUGCCGCGUCCGGCUGCUGCAAGAAAGGGGCCGGUUCGUCGUUCGGCAGGCCGUGCAAAACGUCGGAACCCGGAUCACCGCUGUUGCGCCGGGCCCUGUCGCCCGAUCGGUUGCACCCGCGCACGGCCGAGACCAAGUCCAAUUCCAUAUCGCCGCUGUGCGAUCCCGCGCUCAAGGUCACCAUGCACCACGCGCCACGCAUGACCGUCAUAACCAAGUCGCCGCCUAUGUGCUCGCGGGCGUCUUCCACGGGCGCCGAUUCGCCGCUCGUCAAGACGGUCACCACCCUGACGUACGUGCAAUCCACUGCCGCCGCCGCCGCUGCCGCCGCCUCGCCGCAAACAGCGGAAAAAACGCUGUUUCCGCCGGUGACGACCAUCGCGGCGUGUGACGACGGUCAACAACUGCACCCGGUCACUUCGUUGCCGCGCAUAGCUGAGGAGAGAGACCAUCAGCAACAACAGCAGCAGCACCAUCAUCAUCAUCACCAAUAUUCGCUCGGUCGCGGCGGGGAGGAUACCGCGACUGCGGUGACGACCGACAGGCCCAAGUCGGCAAAGUCGUCCCAAGUCACCGGCACUAGGUUUUUUUUCAACCGGAAGUACAAGCAAUCCAGGGCCGACCAGGUGUGCAUCAAACACGUUGGCGGGUACGAGGGCAACAAGAGCGGCGGCGGUAUCGUGGUAGCUGCCGUUGCGUCGUCCGGUCGGGACGCCGCCGCCGCGAUCAGCCCAGCCGCCAGUAAGGACGACGUGCCGCCACCCUGAGACGACAUCAUUCGACGGGUUCUACUUAUUCAUCCCGUCGAUGCAUUAUUAUCAGCACGGAGGAGGCUUGCGCUGCAGUCGCACAAAUACGGUGACGGUAACAUCAAUUCAGUUGUCAUGGAUGAACUAUUCCUAAGUUCGAUUCAGCAUAGUUUUUAUCACUAUGUUACGUGCACCAUCUUCACCAUCAUCAUCGUCAUCGUCAUCGCGGCCAUCAUUGUCUUUAUGACAAUUCUAUUGCAUUACUGUCGUCAAGGAUAAAAAAAUAAACUUGUUCUUUGGCAGCACAUUUUUUAACUAUAGGUUAAUUUGUAUUUAUUAUUAUUAUAUAUUCUUUUUUUUUCUUUUUUUUUUUUCGGUGUAUCAACCUAUGUGGAUUCUCAUACGAGCUCGAUAUAAUAUAAUAUGACAACUUGUAUUUAUAACUAUAUAGUAUCAUACUGUAUAGGUACAUGUGUAGGAUAGCAGUCCGAUUUUGUGCAAUAAGUUAUAUAAUGAAUAGAUUUUGUUAAGUUUAAUUAGUUUUCUUCUUGUGAAUCUGGUUUCUCAUUAGAUCUUGCAAAAAUAUUGAUAUAGUGGGAAAUAAAACAAUGAGUAUUCAAAAUCAGGGUCUCAUUUACAAUCAUAAUCACAACAAUAUUAAUAUUACAAUUUAACACAAUCAAUCUUGCAAAAAAAUUUGAUGUUAUUAUUAUUUAUUAACAAAAGCAAAAUUGUUUAUGAACAAUAAUAUAUUUUAUUGUGUGUGUGGGGCUCUCAGUGGAUUAUUCUUGGAAAGAUAAUAUUUUUUUUUUUUUAUAUAAUAUAUAUACUAAAAUGUGGAGUGUGUGUUUUGUUUUCAUAGUCUGUAAAAUUAUUGAUUCCAAUAAAAUGUUUAUAAUAAUAUAUUAAGUAACGUGUGCAUGUGAGUACGAAAAUUACCAAAUAUUUAAAAUAUUAUUUUAUUAUUGUAAAAUAGUAUAUUUUUUUUGAUGUGCAAUUGAUUCAUGAAUACUCGAAUGGCUUCAUUAUUUAUAUUUGUGAUAUUUUGUGAUAGAUAAACAAUACCCAAUUUUUUUUAUUUUUUAUUAAUUUAUUAUAUUAGAUAAUAAUGUACUUUGUAGGUGUUUAGUUUCCAAAUAUCAACACAUAUAACCUAUCUACAGCUCCAACUUUAUUUUUUUUUAAAUGUAUUAUUUAUUUCGUGUGCAAGUCUUAUUAAAAUAUAUGUGCCUAAGUGUUUUAGAUACCUAUUAUUUAUUAUAUUAUAUUCAAAUUUGUUUUUCCUUUGUCUUUAUUUACCAAUUAUUCAAAUCAUAUAUUUAAUAAUAUUAAUUUAAGUAGUUUAUUUAUUCACAAUAUUAGUUAGGUUUUGAAUUUAUUUUUUUUUCCAUGUUAUGUACUUUAUUUUGAAAAAAAAAUUGUUCAUCAUUUUUAAAGACUGGAAAAUGUUUAUCAUAUUAUGUAUACAUACAUAUAAUAAUAAUCAUCAUAAUUUAUUAUAUAAUUAUACAAAAUGCCUACCUAAUCUAGAAAGGCGUAAAAAAAAUUUGGUACCAUUAUACACAGUUAUUUAUUUAUAUCAUAAUAUUAAUAUAAGACAUUUUUUUUUUAGUCAUUGUCUAGUUGUUUUUUUUUUAAAUUAUUAUUAUUAUACUUCACCUACUUGUAACAUUAUUAAGAAUGAUUUAUAUUGUAAUAAGUGAUAUUACCUACUUUUUUCUCUUUUUUUUUAUGGCCGUAAUAUUUGUGUGAUACUUUUUUUCUUAUUAGUUGUAAGGCGCUACCAAUUGGCAUAGUCAAAAGUCUUGUUAUGUUCUGUUUUAAGUAUGCUAUUGUUAGUUGAAACAUGUAUUAAGGUGAUGGAGUUUGCUACUGUAGUUUCCAUUUUAAACUCGCCAUGUGUUUCCUAUGAAUGUUGAUUAUUUCUGUUUUUUUUUUGUCUCCUUUUUCAUCUGUCAAUAUUAUUUAAAAUAUAAUAAAUUUAAAUAUAUAUAUAUUUAUAUACAUACCUAUUUUAAUUAGAAUAUUAUAUUUUUAUUGUUAAUAUGAGUUUUACCAUUUUUUUUUUUUUCACUUAAACUGUACUUUUUUUUUGAGUGUGUAAUAGUUAGUAGUAACUAAUAAAUCUAACAUUAUUAUUGUAUACAGUCGAAGUGUGUAAAGUGUGUCUAUCGCUUGUCUCAGACUUCGGUUGAUAAUUUAUUUUAGUCAAUUCUUCAUAAGUGUAAUGUGACGGUUUUUUUUUUUUUUGAUAGAUGUUUAUUUUUUCAUAUUUUCAAUGUACAAAAUAGUGGAUGCCUAUAACCAUUAUUAUAUUUUUUCUUUUUUAAACUAUUUGUUUUUCUUUUUAGGUUUCCUAGGGUUUCCUUUAGGUUUUUUUUGGGUUCCUUUUUUUUUUUUACAAUAUCAAUUAUUUGGUACAGAAAUAUAAACAAAUAUUUUUCUGUCAAAUAUAUUUAUGCACUAGUUCAAUUCUUAUUACAUAUUAUCAAUUUUGUACAGGCUAUUUUCGUUUUUGAUUGAGUAGGAUUUUGUCUGUAGUUGGAUUAGGUACAGCAAUAAUUUUGUAUUGGAUAUCAAAUAUUUAUGUUCUGAAAAUAGGGCAUCUUGCUGAGUAGUUAACUAUAGUUCACCAAUUUUUAGCAGAUGUUAAGAAUACAUUAAAAAAAAAAAAAAAUACUGCAAACUCUUUUAUUUUACAUUUUUGUACAUAGCUAAUAAUAUGUCGUUGUUAAUAUUACAUAUCCUCUCCCACAUAGCCACUAUGUAAUGUAUGUUAAUUUUAAAACUUUUUACACUUGUUAUGAUAUUGUAGAUUUUUUUAAUAAUAAAUAAGAGACAAAAAUGUUUAUACAGUACCUACACAGAACAGGGGUAAGGUUUUGAAAAUUGUUAUGCAAAUAAGGCCGUUAAACGAUUAUAAAUUGAAAAACAACAAAAAUGAAAUUGGCUCGAAAUCUCGAAAUUUUUUAUCAAGAUAAUAUUAUAUUACACUUAUUGAAUUAUGCACAUGCACAUGUAUUUUUGUGAGUGUGAUUGGUUUUUUUUCUUUUUCUGGCAAACGUACACAGAUCUGUAUUUACAUAGAUAAAUACGAGUAUAUUUUUUUUUUUUAACACGAUUUACUUUCGUUUUUAUGUAAAUAAAAUAUGACACGUCACGUCACGAAAACGUGUUUACCUACCUGUCUGUUAUGUUAUAGUAUAUGUUAACAGUAUGGUUUAAUAUACCUACUGUCUAGUUGUUUGCGAUUUGGUUUUCACCCGGCCCGAGGAAAAGUUUUAAAUCGACACAGAACAUACUCGGAAUCUAAAAAUGACACCGAAAUACAAUUUAAUAACAGGUGAUUCGUUUAAGAGGGUACACUCAUUAUCUUUAAAAGUAAUUAACUUUUUCCGGAAUCAGUUUUCUAGAACAUUAAGAAACCAGCUGUUCUACAAUUUUAUAUUCAUGUUAUUUUUUGUCAUCCUAUCAUGAAAAAAUGGAAUAUUAGUUAAAAUAAAUGUGGGUGUUGACAUUUUUGAUUUCUGUAGAGCCGCUGACAAGAUAUUCCACUUUUAAAUUUAGGUUGGAGGAGAGUAGUGGAGUAUCAUUUGUGUGGCGGUACGGCGCAUGGCGUAUUAAUAAAGCACCACUACUCUCCUCCAACCUAAACUUAAAAGUGGAAUAUCUCGUCAACGACUUGACAGAAAUCAAAAAUUUCAACAUUAAAAUUUAUUUUAACUAAUACUCCAUCUAUUUAUGGAUAUUUUAAUGUAGGUUGCCAUUUGAAAAUCAAAAGUAGGUAAUGGUUUUACCUCUUAAAAAUAAAGGCGACGAAAAAUAACAUAA